This is a messenger RNA of Acipenser ruthenus (sterlet), 6476 nucleotides long. RefSeq names its product CREB-regulated transcription coactivator 3-like. NCBI's taxonomy places the organism in Eukaryota, Metazoa, Chordata, Actinopteri, Acipenseriformes, Acipenseridae. The coding region runs from base 1293 to 3344 and encodes 683 amino acids. The transcript has 15 exons. Gene Ontology annotation, molecular function: cAMP response element binding protein binding. Gene Ontology annotation, biological process: positive regulation of transcription by RNA polymerase II; protein homotetramerization. The record is from RefSeq and is a predicted model, not a curated record. Gene Ontology annotation, cellular component: nucleus; cytoplasm.
CUCACUGUCUCCGUCUUGUGGUCAUCAAAGGGGUGCAGGUCGCUUCGCAGUUGAAAGCUGCCUAGUGUUUUUCAUGUUGUGUUCUCAGGAUCACUUUGGGGGGGGGGUUAAAGGUUUUUAGAAAAAUAAAGAGACUAGGAAAGCAGGGUCAAAGCCUGAAAACGGUGAUUACGAGAUAACAAGAAGUAAUGAAGGAGCUGAAGGAGCCGCUGAAGCGAGUCUACACACCCCCUACCGAUCUGACAGAACGGCGAACAGCAUGCAGUUAAUUGUAAAACAUAAAGAAAUCGUUUUUUUUUCAAUCAGGGCUGUAGUGGAUUUGUUUCCAGACAAGAUCAUCCGCUGUUCCGAAUUUUACACGCCGUGUUUUCCCAACACAGAGAGAAAUAGAGACUGAAUUUGUAUUUUUUGUUGUUGUUGAACAUCAUCGGACACUUGUUGAAAUUGGAGUUGCUGUUUAAAUAUAUACGUACAUAUUAAUUGCGUUCUUUAAAACAAACUUUGAAAAAUCAGUUUUUAAACUUAUGGAGUAUUUGAGCAAAUCUUAUAUAUUUUUCGUGCAUUUGCAACUGCCUUGUGUGAUUUUGUAAUACGGAGUCCGUACAAUCACAACGAAGAGGAUUUUAUAACUGGGUAUUCGCUGUUUUGUUAUUGUGGAUUUCUGGAUUUAAAAAAAAAACAAAAAAAAAAACAUUAAAUAUUUUUAAGAUCAUUGAAGUUGUUUGGGAAAGAAAUGGGAAGACCAAUGACAAGCUACUGACAAAAAUAUAUACUUUAUUUUUGUUCAUUUAUUAACCGAACAAAUCAUGUUGAAAGACAUGUCAAACUUUUAAAUUUUAUUUUAUAGACUUCUAGACCAGUAUAAUUUUUGUUUUUUUUACAGUAUGGCAGUCCCAAUUGUUGGAAAGGUUCAACAAAUUAAAUAAAAUGUAUUUUGCUAUAUUGAGGGGGUUAUAAUUGUUAAUUUUUUUAUUUUUAAUUACAAAAAAGAAAAUGAUGGCUUCCAAAAAAUGGAAUAAUUUUUAUGUUCGUUAACAUCACUAAUGUGGGGGGGUUUGGGCUCCUGGAUAUUUUAAAUCUUACAACAAAAGAAAAUGUACAUUUAAUAAAUGUAUAUGGACACUGUUUACAAACAAGAAAACAAAAAAAACGAUUUAUGGCGCAGCGAAUAUGGGACUGAGAAACUUGCAUUGAAAUAGUUAAUAUAUUUUCUUAUAUGCUAUUUCUAUUAGUAGAUUUCUAUUUUCAUAAAAUAUUUCAUAUUCAACUAGUGAAACUUUGCGGCCUGCGUCAUGGCAGGAUCUCCGGGUUCAGGUGGCACCAACCCCCGGAAAUUCAGCGAAAAAAUUGCGCUGCACAACCAGAAACAGGCUGAGGAGACUCGGGCCUUCGAGCAGCUUAUGACAGAUAUCACUCUCUCCAGGGUGCAGUUCCAGAAGGUUCAGCAGCUGCAGCUAACACAAACCCGGGCGCAGUACUAUGGCGGCUCUCUGCCAAACGUCAAUCAGAUCGGCAACACUAGUGCAGACUUUCAGGGCUCGUUUACACCAGGAUUGGACAGCAUGCGCGGCACUCGGCACCACGGGCUGGUAGAGCGUGUCAGUCGAGACCGCAGCCGACUCAACUCUCCACACCGGCGACUUGCAGACAAGCUCGGACGCCAGGUCGAGAGCUCUCCGUAUGGAUCUGUGUAUCUGUCUCCGCCCCCGGAUAACAGCUGGAGAAGGGAGCAGCCAUCCUGGAGCGAAGAGAAACGGCCCGGAUUUAGAUUAUUAUCCCAGCUCAACAGGACAAAUUCCGACUCUGCUCUGCACACGAGUGCCUUGAACCCCAAUCCCCAGGACCCCUUUGUGGGUAUGAACCAGCAGAUGUCGAGAGCGCCCCCUCAACGCAACGUCAGCGUUAAUGAAGCCGAGAUCGACGGGAUGGGAGAUGUGUUCUCGUUCCCAGCCUUGGCAAACGAGGAGAGUCUGAUGGGUGUCAGCAAGCCACUCCCCAAACAGCUGUGGGAGGCCAAGAAGGUGCAGUCUCUGUCCUCACGCCCCAAAUCAUGUGAAGUGCCUGGAAUCAAUAUUUUCCCGUCCCCGGAACAGAAUGCUGGGCUCUCCCAUUUCCAGGGGACGUUGAACACAGGCGGAUCACUGCCAGACCUGACCAACCUGCACUUCCCCUCUCCACUGCCCACCCCGCUGGACCCUGAAGAUGGAGGGUACCCCAGCCUGAGUGGAGGGAGCAGCACAGGAAACCUGCCCGCUGCCAUGAUGCACCUGGGCAUUGGGAACUCGCAAGGACUCUCCUCCUCCCUGAGUAACCCGUCCAUCCAGGCUACCCUCAACAACUCUCAGCUGCACUCAUCGCUCAGCAACCCCUCCAUCCACUCGUCUCUGCGCCUGUCCUCUCUGUCCAACCCACAACAGGGGGCCCUCAGCAACACGCCGCGCCGGCGCCACACCCCCGUCAGCCCCCUGACCCUGUCUCCCGGGGCCGAGCAGCGCAGGGGCCUCGGCAUGCAGCUCUCCCCUACCAUGUCCCCGUCUCUGUCCCCCAUCACACAGUUUGCCUGUUUUCAGGGCGUUUCCUUGGACACCAGCAGUCUGCCAAUGGAGCCGCCCCCUCCCUACCACCUGUACCAGCAGUCCCAGCAGUCUUUGCAACAACAGCAGCAGCAGCAGCAGCAGCAGCAGUCCCACCAGCCAAUACAGCAGAGCUCCCAGCGUUCCUCGGGGCAACAGCAGCAACAGCAACAGCAACAGCAGCAGCUUCAGCAGCAGCAGCAGCAACAGCAGCUUCAGCAGCAGCCAGUGGCUUCCCUCCACAACCUUCAUAUGGAUCUGAACUCCAAUGCCAAUCACAACUCAUUGGGGGCGUUCUUCUAUGAUCCCUUCAUGGACACCCAGCUCUCGGGCAGGCAGUCCAAGUCCCUGUCUUACCAGCAGCUCGACCAGUUCAACAUGUUGGAGAACUCCAUGAGUUCACUGCCGGGGGGAAGCUGCUUUGACCCGGGGUCCAACCUCUGCUACUCCCAGGCGUCACUGAUGGGGUUGGGUGGGAGCCACGGGGACCUGCAGGAGUCACUGCAGUUGCGGCAGAACAUGUUCUUCUCAAACUGCGGGGGAGGCAUCCCCAACAUCAUUCUAACAGACGAGUCGAACCCGAGCCUGUCCAAGGAUAUCAGCAGCGCGCUGGCAGGGGUGCCGGAGUGCUUUGACUCGGAGGGGGAGUUCCUGGGCAACGAGUUGCGAAUCGAACCCCUCAGCCUGGACGGACUGAGCAUGCUGAGUGACCCCGACAUGGUCCUACCUGACCCCUCUGUGGAGGACAGCUUCCGCAGUGACAGACUCUAGGGAGAUGGAGUAGGGGAAGAGGAUGCUUUGUAAUGUGGAUAUCACCCCCUACACACACACAUACAUACACACAUGCAUCACACACACACACACACACACGCAUACACACACAGGGAAUGGGGGCUUUGGAUCCUGUAGAGCCACAGAGCAGACCCGUUUACCAUCCAGCCACUUUUUUAUUUAGGUUUUUAUUCUUUUCCUAUCCCAAUAUCUGCAAAGACAGUGUGAUAUCGAUAGCUGUGUCUGUUCUAAAACACACAACCUGCAAUGUGGAAGGGUUAGCCAUCUUCUAUACCGCCAGCAAAGAUUGUGUGGCCCCUGGUCCUGUUCUGGAACACCAGAGCACAGUUUAAAAUCUGUAAAAUACCCUGCAUCAUACCAUCACUAUAGUAUCCAUGUACCCCAAUAACCUGCUGUCUGUCUUCUGCAGGAUUAAAACCUGACCAAACCCUUCCAAGGCAGGCCUGUGCCCGACCUGUACUGUAAAUUAAAAACAUAUCUAUAAUGGAGUUUCUCCUCAGUCAAACUCCACGAUAACCUGAAAAUCUGGCAGAAUUAAACACAAGAGGGGAGAGAUUUUUUUAAAUCCAGUGUUUAUAUUUAAAAAAUGUAUUUAGCUUUUUUUUUUUUUGUACAAAGUCGUUUGACGCAGAUUUUUUUUUUUUUUUUAAUGCAUUAAAAACAAAAGGGCAAAAAAUAGAAGAAAUAAAAUAAAGGAAAUAGAAUGAGGGUCUUCAGAGCUUGGAGAAUCACAUUCUUUGUAAACUGGUUUCUUUCUCUAUAGAUGCUAAAUGCAUCUGUUCUUGUAAUCGGACACCACCAGCACUGUUCGAGUAACACACCUGUAUUGUGAAAACUGUAUUUUAUAUAUGUAGAGUUUAACUGAGGAGAUCUGUGAUGGAGAAACCCUAAAAGUGCAUCUAAGCAAGUAUUUUUGUCAAAUGGACAUUUCCCACCCAAACACUGCAGAGAUUGAACAGCUAAUCAAGGUUUGGUGGGACAUUUUCAACGCAUUCAAUGCGGUUCUGUGAAAUCUCACAGUUACAACAUGCAGCCACCAGGAGGAGUAAAAAGGGAAGGACAUUGCUUUGAAUAAGUUUUUGUGGCCAAAAUGACUUCCCCUUUUUUAAAUUGCUAUUUUUAUAUACCUUUUAAUUUAAGCUGAAUUUUUACAUAGUGCACAGUACCUCUUGUUGUUGCAUAUUGUAAUUGUGUUAUUUAAAAAAAAAAAAAAAAAAUCAUUCUUUCUUUUAAGGGAAUGAGUAAUCAGACUUUUUUCCAUGUGAAUUUCUUUUUUAAUUAAAUACGAAAUCUUUUGGUAAGUUAAGGCAGAGAUGUUGUUUUUAAGCGAGGUUUCUGUUUCUGUGUGUUGACUAACUGUACUGUGGGGGGAGAGAGACUAAUACCUGUGGAACAGGAAUCCAAUAUGUACCUGAAGAAGUGAAUCUGAGGCUCAGACAUUAAAAGCUCGAUUGCACAGUGAUAAAGGGAGCAGUGACCAUCAUAUAUGAUGGUUUUAUUUUUUAAUGAAUAGCAAUGCAGUCACUAAUCUUGAGCUGGUUUCCAGUAAACCGUCUAGUUGGAGGAGAGGGGCGGGAGUAGAAUUGUUUCUGGGGCAGAUUUCAGUAUCAGUACCUUUUCUCUAUAAUGUUGCAAAAGUCUUUUUGUUUGUUGUCAUCGUUAAUGAGUAGUUUUGUAUGUUUUGAAUACCAAUGUGGUUUACUAGCAGUAGAACUUGUCCUAGCUCGGAAUCCCACCAGGGGGUGCUGUGGAGUAGUAAACAAGCAGUCUCAAGGAAAAGAAAACCCAACUGGGCUAAGCUGAGCUGUGAGCUGCUGAAUCUGUUUGUUUUUAGGAACAAACCCAUUUACAGCAGAUUUCUGCCCCCAGUAGAAGGCCUGGGCCUAGCUAAAGGGUGUUUGACAAACAUGUUGUCUAACAAUUCAGAGACCAGAAGAAAGAACUAGGAAUGUGAAAGUGGAUCUUUUAUAAAUUACACAUACAGUACACAAUAAAUACAUAAGUUUGUGUAAGUUCUGUAAUGUACCUUUGUAAGCGAUUGUAAUACUGCAGUAAAUCAUCUGUCACAUACUUCCCUUCACUAUAUAGGUCAACUAAUAGAGCAAAAUGAUUUCUGGUACUAUAUUAGGUUAAAGUUAUUUAGGUAGUUUUCUUCCGAGGUCACAGCACCUCAGCAGUGCCUUUGUAAAGCAUGCCAGUGACUGGGAGAAGCAGCUGGUUGAUUAAAGACAGAUUGUGAAGUGAAGUGCAAGAUGGGUAAAAGUUCAGAAAUUAUUACCUCAAAUAUCACCACUUUACAAAGUGUUUAUAAAGUGGUAUUAAAACUGUGUCAAAAUUAUUACUGAUUCACUUUCAUUUUUCUAGUUUUACUGGCCAUCCUCCUAGUUUUGUUUCUGGCACAAGUUGAUUCUAUUCUACGGAGCGUUUGUAAAACAAGAGUUUAUUUUUUUAGGAGGAUAUUUUUGCAGCUAUAUUAUAAUAAUAACAAUAAAAAAGCUUGGGCUCAAAGUUCAUUUAAAGUUGAUACCCUCUUGUCUGCUUACAAACCUCCUUACCAAGCACCCACAAUUCAGAGGAGGGGAAUACAACUGCUAAACAAUUACUCCUUCGAAAUGUCUGACUGUUUGUAACCUGUUUUUUGUAACCAGUAAAUUGAAAAGUUAUUGUAACACCCCCCCCCCCCCCCCCCCCCUUCUACUGUUGGUCUGGUCUUGACUGUGAGGUGGAGAUUGCUAACACCCCUCCUGUUAGGUGUGGUUUGGUCCUUUCAACUAUUGCCUUAUUCUAACAACCCUCUCACACCUCACAAUCAAAUAUGUGUCACCCAAAUUCUUUUCUACUUAAUUCUGUGUGUAUCUCUAUUUUAUGAUUUAUUAUGAUUACUAAUGUUAUCAAUUUAUCGUAGAAGGAAUUCAACUUUUCUUUUUUUUUUUUAAAGUCUUGUUACUAUGGUUUUUGUUUUUGUUUAAACAAUGUACAGUUCUAUUUAAAGAGAGAUGUUUCUUGUCCACUAGUGUUAACAUUUAUUUUUUAUUUGUAAUAUGGCAUUUUUAAAUCUUUCUUUUCGGAUAUUAAAAUUUUACUACACAGGAAUGCUUUUGGUCUGUGUUU